Molecule: messenger RNA, 2875 nt
Organism: Teleopsis dalmanni
Lineage: Eukaryota; Metazoa; Arthropoda; Insecta; Diptera; Diopsidae
Product: glutamate receptor ionotropic, kainate 2-like
Exons: 15
Coding region: 1-2856 (951 amino acids)
Biological process (GO): modulation of chemical synaptic transmission; synaptic transmission, glutamatergic; monoatomic ion transport
Cellular component (GO): postsynaptic membrane; plasma membrane
Molecular function (GO): glutamate-gated receptor activity; transmitter-gated monoatomic ion channel activity involved in regulation of postsynaptic membrane potential
Source: RefSeq, a predicted model, not a curated record
AUGCUCUCCACGUGUGCGGGAGUACCAUUUGUAUCUGGCGAAAGUAUCUAUCGUUUUAAAUACUUUUCAGUGUGGACAGUUAAAAAAGCAAGAAAUAAGAUGAGAAAACCUUUGAAAAUUAAAUUUUUAGUUACAUACUUGUUUUCAUUGAUAUUUAGUGGUGCAGUAAAAGUAACCAUGGCUUAUUCACAGCUGGAUUCUUAUAAUUUUGAGUCUAACCAGGGCACAAGCAGCAGCAUACGUAUCGGUUUGAUCUCCGAUUUCAAUACUGAACAUUUACGCACUGCAUUUGAGUUUGGAAUAUUCAAAGCGAACUCUGACUUAAGCGUUCCUCUAGUGGGAAUAACUGAAGAAAUCAAUUACGGAAACUCUCUUCAAGCAAAUGAUAAAUUAUGCCAAUUAAUGAAGGAUAGUAUUGGUGGGGUAUUUGCUCCAACAGCAAAACAUACUGCAGCUCAUCUCAUGCAAAUAUGUGAUGAUAAAGAUGUACCAUAUAUUUAUCCACGGAUGACUGACAAGUACGAUGGUUUUAAUUUAUUUCCUCAUCCAAUAGAUGUAGCAACUGCUUUACAUUCUAUCAUAAGUGCUUUCGAGUGGUCACGGUUUAUAUUUCUUUAUGAAUCCUCCAAUUAUCAUACGAUAUUAGAUGGACUAAUGUCAUUUUAUAGUAGCAAUGGACCAGCCAUAUCUGUUGUGCGUUAUGAUUUAAAUUUAAAUGGUAACUACAAACCCGUACUGCGUCGUGUUCGGAAAUCUGUAGAUAAUAGAAUUGUAGUUGUGGGGUCUACACCAUCGGUUGCUGAGCUUUUAAAGCAGGCACAGCAAGUCGGUAUGAUUAAUGAGGACUAUAAGUAUAUAAUCGGGAACUUGGACUUUCAAACUUUUGACUUGGAAGAAUUUAAAUAUAGUGAAGUUAAUAUUACUGGUUUCCGAAUGUUUUCAAUAGAUAACCCACAAAUACGAGAGUUAAUGGAUCGUUUAAAUGAAGAUAAACUUGCAAUGCAGUACGGAAAGCCCAAAGAAAAAACUAACGAAGAAGGAUCUUGUCCUAUAACAAUUGAUAUGGCAUUGACAUAUGAUGCCAUACAGGUAUUUGCUGAAACUACUAAGCACUUAAUAUAUAAUCCUCAACCACUUAAUUGCUCAGACACAAAUGAUAAUGUGCAAAAUGAUGGUUCAACUUUCGGAAAUUACAUGAAAUCGCUCGAUAUCUCAGAUAAAACUAUUACAGGCCGUAUUUACUUCGAAGGUAAUAUUCGUAAAGGAUAUACGUUUGAUGUUAUUGAAUUACAGCAAUCAGGAAUUGUUAAAAUUGGCACGUGGAACGAAUAUACCAAUUUAACUAUUGAACGUCCUCCACUUAAAAAUUUGGUAAGCCAAACCAUUGAUGAUUCCCUAGUUAAUAAAACUUUCGUGGUGCUAAUAUCGGUUGAGACCAAACCUUAUGCCAGUUUAGUGAAAACUCAUAAAAAACUGGUGGGUAAUGAUCAAUACGAAGGGUAUGGAGUUGAUUUGAUAACUGAAUUAGCGGACAGAUUGGGUUUUAAUUUUACACUAGUGCCAGGUGGAAAUGAUUAUGGUACUUUCAAUAAAACAACUAAUGAAACAUCAGGAAUGUUAAAAAAAAUUGUGGAAGGUGAAGCAGACUUAAUCAUAACUGAUCUAACCAUAACUUCUGAACGCGAAGAAGUUAUUGACUUUUCUUUACCUUUUAUGAAUUUAGGCAUAUCAAUUUUAUUUGUAAAACCAAAAAAAACUCCUCCCGCUGUCUUUUCUUUCAUGGACCCUUUUUCUGAAGAAGUUUGGUGGUAUUUAGGUUUGGCCUAUUUGGGAGUAUCAUUAAGUUUUUUUAUAUUAGGUCGAUUGUCACCAACAGAAUGGGAUAAUCCAUAUCCAUGCAUUGAGGAACCCGAGGAAUUGGAAAAUCAAUUCACAGUAAAUAAUUCCUUAUGGUUUACUACAGGAGCACUUCUGCAACAAGGUUCGGAAAUAGCGCCCAAGGCGCUUUCUACACGAACUAUUGCCUCUAUAUGGUGGUUUUUUACACUAAUUAUGGUCUCAUCUUACACAGCUAAUUUAGCUGCCUUUCUGACUAUAGAAAACCCUACCAGUGUUAUUAACGACGUUAAAGAUUUAUCUGAAAACAAGGGUGAUGUUCAAUAUGGCGCUAAAAGAACGGGAUCCACCCGUGCUUUUUUUGCAACAUCAGAGGAAGAAAUUUAUAAAAAAAUGAAUGAGUACAUGACAAAGAACCCAGGUUACCUUACUGAUGGUAAUGAGGCUGGUGUUCUUCGCGUAAAAAGUGAAUCCAAUUAUGCAUUUCUAAUGGAAUCAACUUCAAUCGAAUAUAAUACUGUACGCGAAUGUAGUCUUAUGAAAGUUGGAGAUCCUUUAGAUGAGAAAGGCUAUGGCAUUGCAAUGAAAAAAAAUUGGCCUCACCGUGACAAAUUCAAUAAUGCAAUGUUGGAACUGCAAGAACAGGGAGUACUUGCACAAAUCAAAACCAAAUGGUGGAAUGAGAUCGGUGCUGGUGUGUGUGAAUCUAAAACCGGAUCAGGAGAUGCAUCUGAAUUAAAUCUGCACAAUUUAAGUGGUGUCUUCUAUGUUCUAGUAGCAGGAAGCUGCUUUUCAGUAGUUUUUGGUGUUGUACAAUGUUGCAUAGAUGUCGGGAAGAAAGCAAACUAUUACCAAGUACCAUUUACGGCUGCUCUCUUUGAGGAAUUUAAGAAUGUGGUACAUUUUUCGAAUAACGAGCGCACAUUGAAGAGCGCUACAUCAGUUUACUCACGCAGCAGGAACUCUUCAAUGUCAAUAAAUUCUCUGGAAACCGACUCUGAUAAAACAGCAACAAAAUAAUGAAUUUCUUAAAUUUAAU